This is a messenger RNA of Camellia sinensis, 1278 nucleotides long. Lineage: Eukaryota; Viridiplantae; Streptophyta; Magnoliopsida; Ericales; Theaceae. The record is from RefSeq and is a predicted model, not a curated record.
AGAUAGAUAUAGAUAUGAACCUCAACAUAUUUUCAAUUUAAUUUUUUAAAUUAAUAUUUUAUAACCUCAAUUUUUUGAUAAAUUUUAAUUUGAAAAGAAAAGCAAUCAGGGUCUCGCUGUCAGCAGCACUAUAUCCGAUUUCAAAUGCAAGCGGCGAUUUCGUUAUUAAAACCCUACCACCGGCUGAGGCUGAACCACCACGACCACCACCUCCACCGCCGCCGCCACCACCACCACCACCACCACCACGACCACCGUCAUAUUCUUUACGGCCCACUGCUCCUACUCGCCAGGUCUAAUAGACCGAUGACCACCACCGGUGGCGGCGGAAGCAACAAACCAGGGGCGUUCACGACCAUCAAGGAGAGGGUUACGUUCGAACGGGAGAUCAAAAAGAGCAAAUUCAUCGCCAUUUCAGGCCCCAUCUCCGACGAGCGCUCCGCUCACUCCUUCCUCUCCGAGGUUCGGGAUCCCCGUGCCACUCAUAAUUGUUGGGCUUAUAAGGUUGGUGAUCAGUACCGAAGUAAUGAUGAUGGUGAACCAUCUGGUACAGCUGGAAAACCAAUAUAUUCUGCAAUUGUUUCUUCGGGAAUAGAUAGAGUGAUGGUGGUUGUGAUAAGGCACUUUGGCGGUAUCAAACUAGGCACUGGAGGAUUAGUUAGGGCUUAUGGUGGAGUUGCUGCAGAAUGCCUAAAAAAUGCUCCGACAGUGCUUGUGAAAUCUAAAGUUCCGAUGGGUCUGGAGGUUCCAUUUGAUCUUUUGGGAGUUGUAUACCAUCAGCUACAAUCUUUUCAAGUUGAGGACGUCAAGCAAGAUUAUGAAACUGGAAAAGACAAUAUCACCAUGGUCACUUUCAAAGUUGAUUUUGACCGAGUUGAGAGUUUGGAGGAUGCUGUUAAAGCCAAUUGUAGCCGAGAAAUUGUUUUCUACAGGUGCUGAAAUAAAUUUAAGCAACCAUUCUCAUGGUUCUCGGUUCCAUUUUAUGUAGAGUUGUUGAGAUCAUGAAAACCUUUUAGUUUAUCAUGAAGACAACAGUUUCAGGACUGGUAACUACAUCUUCUCUUUCCUGCUUCAAAUCAAACUGUGCUCUUUAUAUUGCAAUGAAUUUCACAGAUCAAUGCAAUAUGGGGUUAUGGCUUGUGUUUGGGGAAUUGUGACUGAUAUAGCAGCGCAUGUUGGUUUAGUUGAAAUUAUGAAAUUGACAAAUAUGUUGGAAAGUCUUUCUUGUAUAUGCAAUUUUUCAGUUUAAUACAAUUAAUACUAAAUUCCUUUUACAUU